Molecule: messenger RNA, 3026 nt
Organism: Rosa rugosa (rugosa rose)
Lineage: Eukaryota; Viridiplantae; Streptophyta; Magnoliopsida; Rosales; Rosaceae
Exons: 5
Coding region: 180-2996 (938 amino acids)
Source: RefSeq, a predicted model, not a curated record
GAUUUUUCAGUUUCUUUUUCUCCUUUAUUUUUCAACAUAAGGUCAGGAGAAAUUGUUCAUCGAAUCUCUCUUUGGGACUCUUUGGUAGCUCGCGAUUAUCAAUUCAAUGGUUUGACAAGCUUGUAGCAGAUCGAAGUCAUUUAUGAUAUAUAACAUUUUGGAAGUGAAUUUUUUGAACCAUGGGAAGGAACUUGCGAGAAAAACAGCCUAGGGAUGCAACAGGGAAUGAGCGUCCAGGGACUCCAGGGUGUGUAUGGGGCAUGCUACAUGUCAUGAAGUAUCACCACUGGCAUUAUGUCAAGAAAAGACUUAUGUACAAGAAGCGUGGCAAUAAUAAAAAUGGUGCAGGAGUUGGAAAUCAUGGGAAUUGUGGAAAUGCAUGUAGUCUUCAGAAUAUACAAGACAAUGAUGCUAAGAUGGACAAAACUACUCCUGCCGAAGAAAUGAUAAAUCCGUUGAGUCCAACAUCCAAAGCUUCUGUUAAGGCCCGAAUAAAAGCACGAAUUGCUGAAGAAAUGGCUAAGAAGAGGGGCAGAUAUAACCGGACUUCCAGCUGUCCUGUACGAUCACGAUUGACACGAACAGAAUCGAUACAUCAUUUCGAACCACCUUCAAAUAUGGAUCCAAUUGCUGAAAUGGUAUUGAAUGAGGCAAGUCCUCGACCUGUUGCUCACAAAAACAAGGAAAGCUCUUCUUCUGAAGAACCAAGUACUAGUGUCGACAACAAUUGUGCAGAGAGCAGUCCAAUGAGUGUUACUGGAGAUCCCACAGUGGAUCAUGUCCCGGUUAAUGAGAACCAAAAGGAUGAGCCACUUAGUCAAGAACAGCUAGACAAUGACACAGUACAAGAUAUGUUAGAGAAGAAGUUGAUACAUGUUAAAGAACUUGACGCAGAUUCUUCGGUCCAUCAAAAGGAGUAUCUAGAGGCUUUGGAUAUAAUUAAUGUAAACAAAGAGUUACUAGUGAAAAUUUUACAUGAUCCGGGUUCUCCUCUAGUUCAGCACUUCCAGAAUCAACAAGCAGUCAGCGCAAAAACGAGUUUAACCAAGGCAGAGUCAUUUCCUAUGCCUGGUUCAUCAGGCAAAGGAGGUUCUGAACCUACUAAGCUCAAACCCAAGCAUGAGCCAAAAGAUGGUAGUCCAGCUCGAAAACCUACAUGGUCUACUUCAUUGAAAUAUGCUGGGGAACGGCCAAUGCCAUCGAUUACUGAUCAGAAUAUGGAGAGUUCAUCUUCCCCUUCUCAACCCAGUUUGAUGAGUCAAGGUGAGAAUCCGGUGGCAAUUAAGCGUUUCAAGGAUCUUAGACAAAAAAUAAAGCACGUGAUUAAGGAGAGUAAACAAGAGAGACAUGUGAUUUCCAUGGAGGCCAUCCUUCACAAGAUUCCUCAUGGAAAAAAGCUCACUAAAGAACUAGAGCAGGAGAUUGUUAGCCAUUCGAAGGACCCUGCAUUGCAUAGAGAAGGUAAAGAUAGUCCAAGUAGUUAUGGAAGUGAUCAUUCAGUUUCUCCCCUAAAGAAAAAAAUGCCCAACAUGAGAAGAACAUCAUCUUUCGAUGCAUCACUUGAUAGGUACCGCAGGUUGUAUGAGACGACUAGUUUCAAGAAAGAGGACAAAUGCCAGCCAUCAUCUGAGAGAUUGAAAGUUAGAGUAGAAGAUUCAGGCUCACCAUUCCAGAGCUCACCUUUCCGAAAAGCUCCCAAAAGUCUGGGAAGAAUUUACUCCUUACCUGAUAUGGAAUCAUACUAUCAGAAUGAGGAAUCUCCAGAUGGUUUUCCUCCUCCAUCGCUAUUUAAGACCGGUGUGGAUGGAAAUGCAAGCACAAAAAGCAGAUUUAGUGAACAAAAGAGGGAGCUUUCUGUAGGUUCAGAAAAUGAGUUGCAGUUAGAUUUUCCUAUAGAAAGUGAAGUCCGAGCAAACUUGGAUGAUGCUACUGAAACUAAUGCAGUUACUAGAGAUAAGGUGGAAUCUACAUCAGUUGUGCACGAUGAGACAAGUUCUAAGGUGUCAAAUGAUGAAUUUGAUAAAUUGGCAACAGGGGACAGUAUUUCUCAUAAAGAACAAGAUACUAAAACUAAUGCAGUUACUAGAGAUAAGGUGGAAUCUACAUCAGUUGCGCAUGAUGAGACAAGUUCUAAGGUGUCAAAAGAUGAAUUUGAAAAAAUAACAACAGGGGACAGUGUUUCUCAUACAGAACAAGAUACUGAGCCUCAUUUAGAAGCCAUUACCAGUGUUUCAGAUCCCUUACCCAUGUACGUGCCUAACAUCAAUGCUCUACAAGAUAUAUCCAGCCCGAGAAAAUGUUCCCAGUCUGAAGGAGAAGAAUUGGAAUUAAAGCAUGAAGAUGGACCAGAUAACUUGGACAACAAGCAAGGGAAGGAGCCUGAUAUUGAUACCACUAAUGUAGUUAGCAGUGGAUUGGAUACUGAGGAAGUAGAAACUCCUACAAGACACUCGUGUUAUGACUUGAGUCAUGUUCAAGUUGAUGAAAGAGAUAUGGCCGAGUUUAAUUAUGUGAGAGAUGUGUUGGAGUUUUCUGGAUUCAGAGGAAACGAGUGCCUUGGGACUUGGCAUGCUGAUGAUCCGCCAGUCUAUCCUUUGCUAUAUGAGGGCGCAGAAGGCUGCUUCGUUCUUGAUCCUGAUUGUGCAGGAAAUGAAGAAGAUGGUGAAUGUGAUCACUUGCUCUUGUUUGAUCUAAUCAAUGAAGUGUUGAUGGAGAUUUAUGGGAGGUCAUACAACUACUGUCCAACGGCCCUGUCUUCGCUAUGUUACAUUCGUCUAAUGCCAGCAGGACACCAUGUUCUGAAGGAAGUGUGGGCCCUUAUAAGCUGGUACUUGAGCUUGAGACCGGCCGUUGAUCAAUCAUUAGAUUAUAUUGUGAGUAACGAUCUAGCAAAGAAUGAUGGUUGGAUGAACCUCCAAUUUGAUUCUGAAUGUAUAGGGAUUGAAUUGGAGGACCUAAUUUUUGAUGAACUUUUAGAGGAAGCUCUCUGGGACUGAGCUUGUGGAUACAUCAAAUUAAUUCCUAAG